Messenger RNA from Coccidioides posadasii C735 delta SOWgp, 5520 nucleotides. RefSeq lists its product as uncharacterized. Gene Ontology annotation, biological process: calcium ion transmembrane transport; intracellular calcium ion homeostasis. Lineage: Eukaryota; Fungi; Ascomycota; Eurotiomycetes; Onygenales; Onygenaceae. The record is from RefSeq and is a predicted model, not a curated record. Gene Ontology annotation, molecular function: ATP binding; ATP hydrolysis activity; P-type calcium transporter activity. Gene Ontology annotation, cellular component: plasma membrane; intracellular membrane-bounded organelle.
CAGAUCAAGCAUGUAUCAGUUGUCACUCUCAAACAGGGUUUGAGAUAACCCCGAUUGAGCUGCGGAACCCUCAACACCAUCCUCGUCCAAGCUAGUGACGCCUUCCCGCCAGAUCGCCUCCGUGCGGUCUACACUUCCUCCCAACCCCCAUUGACUGUCCGCGGUCUUCGUUUGAAGCAUUGGAUCGACUUGAGUGUCAGUGUUUCCCCCAGGCCCACUGUUCUGCAUCCAAGCCUCGAUCUCUUCCUUUUGAUCGGGGGAUUUCAGCUUCUGGUUGUAGCGGUGAACUCUAACCUAGCUUCCCAAUCCAGAGUACUUAGGCCCCCUCCAAACGACGUCCAUCUCAAGGGCAGUCCAUAUCCUUACAUUCACGAGCCUUUUACCGUCGAGCUUUGUGCACUUAGCAAUGCUACACACCCAAGAUUCUAACCGAUAAUUGCGAGUUUCCAGAGGCUACAGCCUAGUUCACUCCUAUUCGUCUUUUACUGUGUGGCACGUUGAAUGCGAGGGUGGAGAACUGAACUAUUGCAAUCAUGUCGAAUAGAGCUGAGCCAGACACACCUCAUUCUCCGAGCCCUCUACGACGUGAACGAGCUCCAACGAUCACAAUCGAUACUUCCGCGGUCAAUUCCACACAAGUCUCAAAUCAGGAAGAAGGGAGAGGGUCAUCGAGCGAAAGCACACGGCCCGGUUCGAGCUCGUUGGCUGCUGGGCAACUGAUCCCGUCAAUUUCACCGACUGAACUACGACCCAGUCCUUCUCUCGAAGGACGAGAAUAUCGGGAGAGUAGGCCGACUUCACCCCAUAACGUCUCGUCACCGACUUCGAAAUGGAUUGAUUCCAGCAGCUCGAAUUUCCUGGCCGUUCCUGGAGCGCGGUCUAGGGGAAAUUCAUUGGAUUCGGAAGAUGCUGUGAAUUCGUCUAGUUUGUAUGGUGGGGAUACUGUCGCUCUGUCUUCGUCUGCAACGGACACGCCGAUAAAAGGGUCCCCGGAGAUAGAAGAUAUUACAAAGGUCAAGGAUGCGCUCGCACCGGAUCCCGGUACUGAAGCCGAUUUUGAGGUAGAAAACAACAAAUUUGCUUUCUCACCGGGGCAGUUGAACAAGAUGUUGAACCCGAAAAGUCUGGCUGCAUUCUACGCUCUCGGAGGGCUUGCUGGAAUUGAACAAGGCUUAAGAACCAACCGCGAUACUGGUCUCAGUUUUGAUGAGAGUUUGCUGGAUGGAACCGUGAGCUUUGAGGAGGUAACACGCCAAGGUGGCUCCCCGAAUUUGAAGCCCAACUCUCAUUCACCACCUCCGAGAGUGGAUACAGCCCAUGCGGAGUCCGUAAGCAAGAGCAGCGGUGCCUUCCUCGACCGAAAACGCAUCUUUAGUGACAAUCGAUUGCCGGCCAAGAAAACGAAGUCUAUUUUGGAACUUGCGUGGAUUGCAUACAACGAUAAAGUCCUGAUCCUACUCUCUGUCGCUGCAGUGAUAUCUCUUGCAUUAGGUAUCUAUGAAGCAGUGACAGCCAAACCGGGAGAGCCAAGAGUCCAGUGGGUGGAAGGGGUUGCUAUUAUGGUUGCUAUCUUAGUGGUCGUCGUUGUCGGGGCGUUGAAUGACUGGAAGAAGGAACAACAAUUCGUGAAACUCAAUAAGAAAAAGGAGGAUAGGAAAGUCAAGGUCAUACGUUCCGGAAAGUCUGUUGAGAUAUCCGUGUUUGAUGUCUUGGCUGGUGAUGUGAUGCAUCUUGAACCUGGAGAUCUUGUUCCGGUGGACGGUAUCUUCAUUGAGGGGCACAAUGUGAAAUGCGACGAAUCUUCUGCCACCGGUGAAUCAGACCUUUUACGAAAAGUUCCUGGCGACGAGGUUUACCGGGCAAUUGACAACCAUGAGUCUCUCAAAAAGUUGGAUCCAUUCAUCCUAUCCGGGUCUAAAGUCUCAGAAGGAGUUGGUACGUUUCUGGUUACGGCAACAGGUGUUAAUUCCUCCCAUGGCAAAACAUUACUUUCGUUACAGGAAGAGGGCCAAACAACUCCACUGCAGUCAAAGCUCAAUAUACUAGCAGAAUAUAUCGCCAAAUUGGGCCUUGCUGCAGGAUUGUUGCUAUUCGUCGUGCUAUUCAUCAAGUUUCUGGUACGUCUACGGGGAAUUGAGGGCGGCUCAACGGAAAAGGGCCAGGCUUUUCUUCGAAUCUUCAUCGUUGCAGUCACCGUUAUCGUUGUUGCUGUGCCUGAAGGCUUACCUCUUGCCGUUACAUUGGCCCUCGCCUUCGCAACCACCCGAAUGUUGAAAGAUAAUAACUUGGUGAGACUGCUAAGAGCAUGUGAAACCAUGGGCAACGCUACAACUAUUUGUUCCGAUAAAACUGGCACACUUACCCAAAACAAGAUGACUGUUGUCGCUGGCACCUUUGGCACUGCUUCUCGAUUCGGCGACAAUGUUGCUGCUGCAUCCAGUGGACCUGAUCAGUCAGAAAACAGUCAAGGAACCGCAGACUCCAGUGAAGUCCCGCCGGCUGAAUGCAUUAAAACAUUGUCAUCAGAUGUGAAGAAUGUUCUGAAGCAGAGCAUCACAUUGAACUCCACGGCGUUCGAAGCGGAGGAGGACGGCGAAAUCACUUUCGUGGGCUCUAAAACGGAAACGGCAUUGCUAGGGUUUGCACGCGAUUACCUAGGAUUAGGCUCUCUAAAUGAAGAAAGGUCCAAUUCUGAGGUGGUACAGCUUGUUCCAUUUGAUUCUGGUCGGAAAUGUAUGGCCACGGUUAUCAAACUCCAGAACGGAAAGUAUCGAAUGCUGGUGAAAGGCGCCUCCGAAAUCCUUAUCUCCAAAUGUUCAAGGAUACUGCGGGAUCCCACGGCCGAUCUUUCUGAUAUUGCUCUCUCAGAAAAACACCGUUCAACUCUCAACAGCAUGGUCAUGCAUUAUGCAUCGCAGUCCCUCCGUACUAUCGGAUUGGUAUACAACGAUUAUGAGCAAUGGCCCCCCCGCGGAGUUCCAACCCAAGAGGACGAUCGUCGACUUGCUUCUUUUGACGCUGUCUUCAAAGACCUCGUUUUCUUGGGUGUUGUCGGCAUUCAAGACCCGCUUCGCCCUGGCGUGGCUGAAUCCGUCCGGCAGUGUCAGAAAGCCGGUGUCUUUGUACGAAUGGUUACCGGAGAUAAUAUUAUAACUGCGAAAGCAAUUGCGCAAUCGUGUGGGAUUUUCACCGCUGGUGGAAUUGCUAUGGAGGGUCCUAAAUUUCGAAAGUUGAGUUCUUAUCAGAUGAACCAGAUCAUUCCAAGAUUGCAGGUUCUUGCGCGAUCAAGCCCGGAAGACAAGCGAAUUUUGGUAUCUCGACUUCAAAAGCUCGGUGAAACGGUGGCAGUAACCGGUGAUGGCACCAAUGAUGCCCCUGCUUUGAAAGGAGCUGAUGUGGGAUUCUCGAUGGGUAUUGCUGGAACUGAGGUUGCAAAAGAGGCGUCGGCCAUCAUUCUCAUGGAUGACAACUUUAAUUCUAUCGUUAAGGCAAUGGCCUGGGGUCGAACCGUCAACGACGCUGUUAAGAAGUUUCUGCAGUUCCAAAUUACUGUGAACAUCACUGCGGUCUUCUUGACGUUCAUCUCGUCUGUCGCCAGUAACGAAGAAUCUUCUGUACUUACCGCCGUUCAGCUCUUAUGGGUCAACCUCAUCAUGGACACCUUUGCUGCCUUAGCUCUUGCAACGGAUCCGCCGCCGGAUACUAUUCUUGACCGCAAACCGGAGCCGAAAUCGGCGCCUCUAAUUACUCCGACAAUGUGGAAAAUGAUCAUAGGCCAGUCGAUAUAUCAGCUAGUCGUGACCCUUAUCCUCAACUUCGCGGGCAAAAACAUUCUUAACUACGGCCAUUCUGAGGAAGACGAAGCACGAUUCCGUGCUCUAAUUUUCAAUACGUUCGUUUGGAUGCAAAUUUUCAACCAAUACAACUCCCGGCGUAUUGACAACCAAAUCAAUAUUUUUGAAGGAUUACUCAGUAACAAAUGGUUCAUUGCUAUUCAGUUUAUCAUCACAGGAGGUCAGGUUCUGAUCAUUUUCGUGGGUCGCACCGCGUUCGCUGUCCGUCCCCUCAAUGGAACGGAGUGGGGUGUCUCCGUGAUUCUCGGUCUCAUAUCGCUACCUGUUGCGAUCAUCAUUAGACUGAUACCAGAUGAGUUCCUCCGCAAACUGAUACCCCGUUUGUGGUCCCGGAAACCUCGCAGUCCUCGAGUGUUUGUCUCUGAUGAGGAUCAACGAUAUGAAUGGAACCCGGCAUUGGAAGAGAUCCGUGAUCAGCUACAAUUCUUGAAAACGGUGCGAGGUGGAAGACUCAACCAUCUUAAGUAUAAGCUUCAGCACCCACAGACGUUGCUUCCUCGGUCGCGAAGUGGUUCAAGGUCCCGAGACCAUUCGGUUCCUCCAACUCCACAAGGCGAUAAUGAAACUGAGGUCAACGGUCGCGUACCAUCAACGCCAGAUUCACGCAUGAGGAACCGUGGUCGAUCGAGAUCAAAUUCUGCAUUUGGUCCUGCUGCUGCUAUGGCAGGUAUAGUUGCGGGAAGUAUUGCAGGCUGGUCUCCUGUUGAAAGAGCCGGGGGUGAAAAUGAUUCGAUUAAAUUUUCACGGUCGGGUCCCGGGGCCCUCGAUCAGCAGGAAGGUAUUGAAAUACAUCCUGACACUCGGGAUGACGACCCCGUUGUCAGCGAUUAUUCUACCACCAGCAAGAUACCUCCAAGCCAGAAUCCGGAUUUAGUUCCAGACUUCAUGCACGCAUCCUCUUCUAAUCUACAGCAACCUCGCCGGUCAAAUUCCCGCCAAUCUGCAUCUAGGCAUUCGGCGACGUCGUCUGCUGGAAACCAACCAAAGAUAUAAGUCUUGUGGGCGUGCGGUUGGUAUACGCCACUCGAUUCUUUUUUUUUUUUUCUAUUUUUCUUCGCUUCUUCUCACUCAUAGAUUUCUACCACCUUGGGCCUCAUAAUCGAUGCCUCCUACCAUACUAUUUUAUUAAUGGUUGGCUGAUGUUGAGUUUUAUCUGACUUUAUCAUGGCUUAUUGCUCUGCGAAUUGGUGUUCUAGACUAAUCUUUUAUGGCCUCUGGCUGGAGUUCGGGCUGCUUUUUAUAUCCGCUGUCGGGUCACUCUCUCCGUCUUCCCUUUCCCAAUCAUACAAUUUGAUCCGCCUUCUUUUUAUUUCUUUGCCUCUAUCUUUGCCUCGUGUCAAUGGCGAAAUGGUGAGUUGUUGAAUCCCACAGAUAUCCCAAUUCACUCAUCUUUUUCUUUUUUUUCAAAUCCACUUCUUUCAUUCAUGGUGUCAGGUUGGAAGGUCAGGCUGGGGACUCGUGUGUGUUUUCUCUUGAACCGCCUGCUCUCAUUUUCUUCUAUUUGUUCUAAGAUACAUACAUAUUCCCUCUACAGAGUCCGCUCGCAUGUGCUAUUAAUUCCUUUACCUUUUCGUUUACUACUUAUCAGUUCAAUUACCUCUGUAAAUAUGACCGGGUUCUACACUUUUGUAAAUGACUACUGAUCUAUAAGUGAUUCUCUUCAUUC